CCAAAACCUUUUGUCACAAUGGUGUUUAAAUUAAAAUUCGUUUUGUGUUUUGUUGUAAUAAUUAAGACAGUUUAUGCAAACAGCAGAGUGGUAAAUGGGUCAGACGCAGAGGAGGGAGAAUUUCCAUAUGCGGUAUCCUUAAGGAGAAUGAACAGUCACACAUGCGGUGGAACCAUUUUAAACGAGAAAUACAUCCUGACAGCUGCCCAUUGCGUUUGUCGAGACCAAAAGGCACAAAACAGUUCUUUGUUCUCCAUACAAUACGAUUUAUUGACCAUCACUACUGAGCCAACAAAUGUAGUGCCUGUAAAAGAAAUCCAUUGCGAUCAGUUUAGUUCUGAAAAACUAAUUUUCGAUUCUGCUGUAUUAGAACUGGAAUUUCCCAUCCCACAAGGAAAAUGGAAGCCAGUGAAGAUAGCCAAAAAUUUUCCGACAGAAAAAAGGCAAACCGGAACUAUUAUAGGCUGGGGAAGAUUAUACCACGGCGGACCUUUGUCAAAAAAUUUACAAAAACUGAACGUUGAUAUAUACAGUGACGAAACAUGUGGCAGAAAAUAUGAUAUAAAGCAUCAUAUUUGUUUUGGAGCAAUGGUUGGGGGAGCAUGCAACGGUGAUUCUGGUACAGCCUUGAUUGUAGACGACGUCCAAGUUGGUAUUGCGUCUUUUAUCACUGAUUUAUGUGGAAUUGCUAACGAAAUGCAUCCAAAUGUUUAUUCUAGAAUUUCUACGUAUUACGAAUGGAUUCAAAAGAUAUCAGAAAUGUAAUUUUGUUAAAAAAUAGGAAAUGUCUAGUUUAGUGAUUGUGAUUUCUUUUAUUUCAAUAAACCUA
This is a messenger RNA of Psylliodes chrysocephalus, 829 nucleotides long. The record is from the annotation of a GenBank genome assembly. NCBI's taxonomy places the organism in Eukaryota, Metazoa, Arthropoda, Insecta, Coleoptera, Chrysomelidae.